This is a messenger RNA of Chironomus riparius, 2070 nucleotides long. The record is from the annotation of a GenBank genome assembly. Lineage: Eukaryota; Metazoa; Arthropoda; Insecta; Diptera; Chironomidae.
CAUCAGUUUAGUUCUAGACAUCAAAAAAGAAACAUUACAUAUAAAAAUCCUCAACGGUAUUAAUAAAAAAUGAAAGCUGGAUAUUUGCAGCUUCUUUGUAUUCUGCUAAUUUCAAUUAGCAUCGCUCAGCCUGUUUUAUGUGCCUCGGAAAAUUUGGGAAUGUCAAUCGAGACACCCGUCAUCCCUCAAUUUCCAUCACUCAAUGCAAGACAGCUUUGCAACGGAUUAUUUUUUGAAGCACUUCCGUUGUUGGCGAAUGAAAAAUAUUUUAUUGGCUGCAUAAAAGGAGAAGGAGUAAUUUUACAAUGUAAUGGAGAUCAGAUAUUCGACCCAAACGUUCGGAAGUGUAUCGAUAAAAUUGUCGAGACAACAACGGAAAUUCCAACCACAACGACAUCAGAAAUUCCCACCACAACACCCGAUUACAAUUAUCUGUGUAGAGGACUGAUCAAUGAGUUUAUAAAUCACCCUACAGAUUGUGGUAUUGCUAUUUAUUGUCACAAUGAAGUUGCGUUCCUCAGAGAUUGUCCUGUGAAUACAAUAUUUGAUAUUAAUACAAGCCAGUGUCAUGCAGGAAAUCGUGAAACGUGUGAAUUUUAUGAGACAACAACUAAACCUCCGGAUCUUAAUCGAUUGUGUGAUGGAUUAGAUCGAGUUUUUCUUGAACAUCCAUUUAAUUGUCAAAGUGCUAUUUUCUGUCUUAACGGUAUAGCUAUUGAGUCAUCAUGUCAAGAAAAUACAAUUUUUGACAUAGAUAUUAAUAACUGCCGUGAAGGAAAUCCAGAAACUUGUGAAUUCCUUGAGACUACAACUACUGCACCAGAUUUCAAUAAGCUAUGUGAAGGUCUUGUAGACCAAUUUAUUAGUCAUCCUACCAACUGUGGUAUUGCAAUUUUCUGCCAUAAUAAUCGAGCAUUCCUUCGCGAAUGUGAAACUGAAACUAUCUUCGACUUAAAUACAUUGUUAUGUCGGCCUGGAAAUCGAGACACGUGUGAGCUUUAUGAUGCGGAUAUAAUCAUGCAACCAACGCAAACUGGGGAUAACUGGAAGGGUUUAUGUAAAGGUCAUCAUUUUAAUUACAUUAAACAUCCACAUGAAUGUGAUAAGGCAAUAUUUUGCUACCAUGGAUAUGCAAUUUUAAAGGAAUGUCCUCUGAGUAAUGUAUUUGAUAUCAGCACUGAAAGAUGUAUAGAAGGCAAUCGUGAGACAUGUGAAUUUAAAUUUGAGGAAAAAGCUCCUUGUACAGAAGUGAAACACGUUUACAUUGCUUUUCUACUAGCUUUUAUUUAUUCCGUGGAUGCACAAGACAAUCCAUGUGAAGGAGUUUACACUGGAAAUAUUCCACAUCCAGAUUUCUGCUACAAAUACUAUUACUGUUUGAUGCAAAUUCCCUCCGAGAGAACUUGCGGUGAAAAUACAAUUUUCAGCAAUACUACUCAUGGAUGCGUUCCUGGAAAUCAAGACACUUGUACAAUAUACUCAACGGAAAGCACGUCAACAUCGGUUUAUGUCGAAUCCACCACGUCUAGUUAUGUAAAUUUGACAACCACUCCAUCCACACCAGAAGUAGAUUUAAAUGAAAUAUGCAAAGGAGUCUUCUUUGCUGCAAGGCCAUAUCCAGACUCAAUUCAUUUGUACGUUGGUUGUAUGCGUGGCUCGGGACUUGUUUAUCAAUGUCUUGAUAGAGAAGAAUAUGAUGAGGAUAUUAACGAAUGUGUCAGAAUAUGUGAAGUUCCAGAUGAUGUUUGUCAAGGAAGUCCACAAGUUAGAGUUAUUGAAAACCCAUGUACUUGUGCAGGUUUUAUAAUCUGCUAUGACCAAAGAGUUGUAGAUACGCGAUUGUGUGAUGAUGGAUACAUAUUUGAUGUAGGACACGGAAGCUGCGUUCCUGGAGAUCAAAAGACUUGUUAUCCAUUUUAUACCACCACUAUGGGAAUCACAUUUUAAAAUUGAUUAAAAAUAGGAAAGUGUCGGAUUAAUAAGUUAAUUGAAAUUGACGGUUGUGGAUUGAUUUUUUUUUAUAUCAAAAUUAAGUUGUGUAAUAAAUCAUUAAAAAAAUUUGGAACAAUA